Caenorhabditis elegans is the source of this 399-nucleotide messenger RNA. It is a transcript of the gene R11D1.13, whose product is annotated as DUF148 domain-containing protein. The coding region runs from base 59 to 346 and encodes 95 amino acids. Lineage: Eukaryota; Metazoa; Nematoda; Chromadorea; Rhabditida; Rhabditidae. The transcript has 3 exons. The record is from RefSeq and is marked reviewed.
GACCUUUCGUCGAAUGCAUGCCCAUUCAACGUUGAGCCGAUUUGAGUGCUAUUUCAACAUGAAAUUUUUGAUUCUGUCCUUUCUUCUCGUAUCAAUUUGCUCUGGAGGUGGUGGAUUCCCGAUUCAAAUGUUGACAAAAUGUGGAAUUUCAAAAGAAACCAUUGAUGGCGUUCAAAGUGUAAUCGACGAACAUUCGGCAAUGAUUAAAAUUGCUAACUCGAACAAGCGUGCCAAAAAAACCGAAAUCGAUUCUUUGAAGGCAGAUAUUGAUUUAUAUUUAGAUGAACAUGCAUCUGACGACGACAAGAAAAGAUGGAUUGAGUGCUUCACAAAGAACAACUCCUAAUUGUCUUGAUUUUUCACUUUUUUUUUGAAUAAAAAAUUUUAACGUGUUGAUAA